Messenger RNA from Hyla sarda, 3198 nucleotides. It is a transcript of the gene TUBGCP2, whose product is annotated as tubulin gamma complex associated protein 2. Bases 150 to 2840 code for a protein of 896 amino acids. The transcript has 18 exons. Gene Ontology annotation, cellular component: equatorial microtubule organizing center; gamma-tubulin small complex; spindle pole. NCBI's taxonomy places the organism in Eukaryota, Metazoa, Chordata, Amphibia, Anura, Hylidae. Gene Ontology annotation, molecular function: microtubule minus-end binding; gamma-tubulin binding. The record is from RefSeq and is a predicted model, not a curated record. Gene Ontology annotation, biological process: microtubule nucleation; cytoplasmic microtubule organization; mitotic cell cycle.
CUACUCUGUCUGAUCUCUUCUAUAUCGGGGAACAACAAUAGAGUUUUCUAUUACAUUCAAUGCUGGCCGACACGUACACAGCCUUGAAUCCUGUGAGGAGGCCCGCGGAGGUGACGGAAGCCUUGAGCUACCAGUGACAGACAUCCACAAUGAGUGAGUUCCGAAUUCAUCAUGAUGUAAAUGAGCUCAUCAGUCUUCUCCGUGUGCAUGGAACUGAGGGAGCUGAGCUUUACAUAGAUCUCUUACAGAAGAAUCGCACACCAUAUGUCACGACUAGUGUGUCUGCUCACAGUGCCAAGGUGAAAAUAGCAGAGUUUUCCAGGACACCAGAAGAUUUCCUAAAGAAAUAUGAAGAGUUAAAAUCAAAGAACACACGUAAUCUUGACCCACUAGUAUAUCUGCUCUCCAAGCUUACUGAAGACAAAGAGACCCUUCAAUUUUUGCAACAGAAUGCUAAAGACAGAGUGGAAAUCACUACCAUUACUACUGCCAAUAGUAGCCUUCCUAUUGCUCCCAGCUCCGCCAAGAUUUCCAUGCAAGAGCUUGAAGAGUUACGCAGGCAACUUGGAAGUGUAACAGCUUCAACAACCAGUGGCCCCCAGCCAGUGGAGAUUCUACGGAAACAACUGAGAGACAAACUGAACAAGAAGAAUGUUGGACAACUAAUUCCUGUGUUCCCACAAUGGGUGUAUGAGAGACCAGCUCUGAUAGGAGAUUUCUCUUCUAUGUCUAGUACAAGUACAGAUGUCACCGUGCCAAUAGGAGCCCUUCCUCUUCCCUCCCAGGAAGCAGCCAUAGUUGAGGACCUACUAUAUGUUCUGAUUGGAGUUGAUGGACGGUAUAUUACUGCACAGCCCAUAGUGGGACAUCAAAUACGUUCUUUCUCAGUGGACCCAAACCUAGAUAUGUCUGUAAAAGAACUUGUGAACAGGAUACUACCUGUGGCUUCCAGUUAUUCUACUGUUACCAGGUUCAUUGAGGAGAAAUCUUCAUUUGAGUAUGGACAAGUAAACCAUGCUUUAAGUGCUGCGAUGAGGACUCUGGUGAAAGAAUACAUGAUCCUUGUUACACAGCUGGAACACCUACAGAGACAGGGGCUACUUUCCCUGCAAAAGUUGUGGUUCUAUAUUCAGCCCACUCUCAGGGCGAUGGAGGUAUUGGCAUCACUUGCCAUUUCUUUGGAUAAAGGGGAGUGUCUGGGUGGAGCCACACUUAGUCUUUUGCACGAUAGAACAUUUGGUUACACAGGAGAUACCCAGGCACAGGAGCUAUGUCUUUAUUUGACAAAGGCUGCCAGUGCCCCAUACUUUGAGAUCCUGGAGAAGUGGAUAUACAGGGGAAUCAUCAAUGAUCCAUACAGUGAAUUCAUGGUAGAGGAACACGAGUUACAAAAAGAGAAAAUACAAGAGGAUUAUAAUGAUAAGUACUGGGAUCAACGGUACACCAUUGUGCAACAGCAGAUUCCAUCAUUCCUUCAAAAGGUUGCAGACAAAAUCCUUAGUACAGGUAAAUACCUAAAUGUAGUCAGGGAGUGUGGUCGUGAUGUCACUUGUCCUGAUGCCAAGGAAAUCAUUUACACACUUAAGGAACGGGCCUAUGUUGAACAGAUUGAGAAGGCAUAUAGCUAUGCAAGCAAAGUACUUUUGGAUUUUUUGAUGGAAGAAAAAGAGUUGGUUGCUCAUCUUCGGUCCAUCAAGCAUUACUUCCUAAUGGAUCAAGGAGACUUCUUUGUCCAUUUCAUGGAUCUGACUGAGGAAGAACUUAAGAAAACAGUAGAAGACAUCAUUCCAACCCGACUGGAAGCUUUGUUAGAACUAGCGUUACGAAUGAGUACUGCAAAUACAGAUCCUUUUAAGGAUGAUCUAAAGAUUGAGCUUAUGCCACAUGACCUCAUCACACAGCUCCUACGUGUUCUUGCCAUUGAAACUCGUCAGGAAAAAGCCUUAGUUAAUGCUGAUCCAACUGAGCUGGCACUGAGUGGAUUAGAAGCUUUCUCCUUUGAUUAUAUUGUUAAGUGGCCUCUUUCACUAAUAAUUAACAGAAAGGCUCUUACACGUUACCAGAUGCUUUUCCGUCACAUGUUUUAUUGCAAGCACGUAGAGAGACUACUUUGCAACGUGUGGAUCAGCAACAAGGCUGCCAAACAGUUCUCAUUGCAUUCUGCUAAAUGGUUUGCUGGGGCAUUUACUCUCCGUCAGAGGAUGUUAAAUUUUGUACAGAACAUCCAGUAUUACAUGAUGUUUGAAGUGAUGGAACCAACUUGGCACAUACUGGAAAAAAGCCUCAAAUUAGCUUCGAACAUAGAUGAUGUACUUGGUCACCACACAAGUUUCCUUGACAACUGUUUGAAGGAUUGCAUGCUUACCAAUCCAGAGCUUCUUAAGAUCUUCUCAAAGCUGAUGUCAGUUUGUGUUAUGUUCACCAACUGCAUGCAGAGGUUUACACAGAGCAUGCAGGUGCAGACAGAGAUGGAGCGUUUGACCUUGGAGCAUGGAACAAUGAUGGGCCCUCCUACUCAAAGCGAGAAGUCAGAAGAAGCUGUUAAAAAGAAACUCACCUCUAAGUUUCUUGCAGAACAUGUUGAUGCAUUUCAGUCUUCAACUGGUUUUGAAUCAACCAUCAAUAAUUUUGAUAGCAAUUUUUCAACACAUCUCAUGGACCUUCUUGAUAAGUUGAGCAUGUACAGCACCAAUGACUGCGAGCACAGCAUGAUUAAUAUCAUAUAUAGGUUAGAUUUUAAUGGUUUUUACACGGAACGUUUGAAAAGACUUUCUGCAGAAAGAAGCCAAAAGAUUCCCUCUCAAUCCAUUCCUCUACGACAAGCAGUGACCAGCCAGUGAUGUAACAUUAACAAAAGUGAAACAGAAAUCAUUGCAAAGUCCAUCCAAAUUCUGCCUACAAGAACUGUACUACCAUUUUUCCCUGAUAAUAUUCUUUUCUUUUGAGGACAUAAAUGUAAGAAUAGCCCACUCUCUUGGUUGUUAUGGUCAUUUAUAGAUGCGUGUAAUUAUAUUAAGUUUUGGAAUUAUUUAUACAUUCAUGUACUGCAAGAGAACUCACAAUGCAUAACCUGUCCUUCUCUGCAUAGACUGCACCACUUGUAAACAGCUUUUGUAAUCAUUAUCUUUAUUGUCUACUUGCAUAUUAGAAAUAUUAUUUGAAGUUAAUAAACCCUGCUGUUUUCUGGUUGUCUUAAAA